Messenger RNA from Clupea harengus (Atlantic herring), 741 nucleotides. It is a transcript of the gene spaca6, whose product is annotated as sperm acrosome associated 6. Gene Ontology annotation, biological process: fusion of sperm to egg plasma membrane involved in single fertilization. The record is from RefSeq and is a predicted model, not a curated record. Lineage: Eukaryota; Metazoa; Chordata; Actinopteri; Clupeiformes; Clupeidae.
UGUGGUAUUAUGAUAUCAUGCUGUUCUGUGGCACACAUGUCAUCCAGUCAGGUGACACUGUCAGACUGAGUGUGUUAGUCUGUCUGAUCCCAAAGGACAGUGAGCCAUGUUCAAGCUGAUAUUCUGCCUGGUGUGUGCGAGUGUGACCGUCUCUCCUUCUUCGAGCUGUUUACAGUGUUUCGUCGAUCCAAAUGACGCAGUUCGCAUGUGCUGGGGCUACAUCAUUAUCGAGCAUGACGUCCGUAACAUUGGUGAAUGCAUGAGGAUGGUGGACCGCAUAUUCAACCACAACAAGACUGUCAUGGAUGCAGGAAGAGUCGGGAGAGGCCAUGACCAAAAACUCAAGGAUAUCAUGCUGGCACAAAUCAUGCCAAUGGUGGAGGAGUUCGACCAGAAGACUCACGAUGAGAACGUGUAUGAGGCCAGACUGAGGGCAGCGGCAGAACACUUCAUCGCUCAAGCCUCACAAUUGCCCAGAGCAUCAGGAUGCGUUCCCCCUUGUGGUUUCCAGGUGGAAGGCUCGGUGUACAGCUGCCGCGGCUGCCAGUAUGAGUCGUGCGAGUACCCUCUGGACUGCCCAGGUGAGGGAUGAGAGGCCAGUCACGGCUCAGACACGUCCCAGUCACGGCUCAGCUCGUCUCCUGUCUGCUCUGCUCUGCCUCUACCCACCUCAGUCACAUGGUGUCUCUUCCUCAAAGCCACGGGGGGAAUCACUGAGCUCUGAAGUGACUGUCUUGACGU